Molecule: messenger RNA, 800 nt
Organism: Drosophila rhopaloa
Lineage: Eukaryota; Metazoa; Arthropoda; Insecta; Diptera; Drosophilidae
Product: salivary glue protein Sgs-5
Exons: 3
Coding region: 360-800 (146 amino acids)
Source: RefSeq, a predicted model, not a curated record
UUUUAUUCGCUUUUUAGUUAUAUAUGCCUCUUAUUAAUUAUCGUAGCUCAAGGCAACCUUUUUAGUAUUCUUAAGCAAUGUGGUAUUCACAGAACCUUGACUGCAAGAAAUCGCUGCCGAAAGUUAAGUAAUUCUAUUUUAUUUAUUUACAGAAUAUUUUUUAUUGUUUGCUAAAAAUUGUUUUUUGUUUAAUUUAACAGGUUGCAUAAGGUGGCAUUUCUUCCCUCAACAGCUGUUUAUACAAUGAUUUAAUUGUUAAAGAUCGAGCUCAAAACACUUUGCUGUGAUGAGCUUAUCUUUAUAAAUAUAUCAGAAUCCAUCGUGAAGUGAUUCAGUCACCUGCAUUCACCUUUCGCAACAUGUACGUCAGGCUCUUUUCACUAAUCGUUUUGUUGGGUGUAUUUUUUCACGUCAAUAAAGCACAAACAACAACCUGCUCAAAUACGUGCAUAUUUCAUGCAAGAUGCAAUCCUUACUAUAAGGAUCUGGUCUGGGCAGUAGUAGAUCGAGUUUGUCGCGUUUUUCAAAACGGCUGCAUCUUUGGCAAUGAAAACUGUAUGAGGGCCAAUCAAUGCUUGCCCCCAAUGGUGUCCAUUUCAAAGGAAAAGUGUAUGGAAUCCUGCCCGAGGAUGUGUUCUCGUGGAGCACCUCCGGUGUGUGGAUGGUUUCCCUAUACAGAGAGCAACGGAACUACUGGAAGUCGAGAUAUGACAUUCCGAAGUCGCUGUCUUUUGGACCUCUACGCCUGUCGUUACGCCGACGCUUAUGUAAAUGAGCCACGCAUUGGACCCUGCACCUAA